Molecule: messenger RNA, 3963 nt
Organism: Magallana angulata
Lineage: Eukaryota; Metazoa; Mollusca; Bivalvia; Ostreida; Ostreidae
Exons: 10
Coding region: 1413-2885 (490 amino acids)
Source: RefSeq, a predicted model, not a curated record
AGAUUAUAUCCCCGGACGCUUGAUUCAGAAUCAACUGGCUCUUGGAUCUUUAUAGCCAUUUUUCGUAUCGACCAAUUCUCUUUUAUUGAAUUUUCCGUUUUCGGUCUCGAGGAGUUUUGAAGGAUAUUUUUUCUCUUUUCUCUCGAGAGGAAAACAAAAACAUACUUGAAGUCAAUAUUGGUGAUUUUCAAAGACAAUUACAUCGCGGUCUGUGCUAUCGGCAUCAUCUGUGUGCGAAAACCUUCGCUCCCUGAGACGAUGCUGUAGUCAAUACACCGCCCAACACAGUCUUACGUUUCUGCGAAAAUUGCAAAUUAAUUUGGUAAAAGUUUCCGAUGUUGUAAAAAUUGGUGGAAUGGGAAUUCUGCAUCGGUCUCCUUGAUCCCGGGUAAUGGUGUAUUGAACACGUUUCCAGGAGCUCAGAGGAAGAGAAAUUCGAUGAAAUGGAAACUUCACUCGAUAUUUUGAUUGGAAAAACAAACAUUUCUUUUGAGGCUGCAUCAUAAGUUUUCUGAAUUCUCCAAUAUUGAGCCUUUCCUUUAUUGCUAUAUGCCGUGAGACGGGCGCAGAUGUCUCAGGAAAAAGUUGAUAUUAACGUUUUUGGUGUAUUGGAAAUCUUUAUUUUUAACCCAUUUAUGUUUGGCUGCACAAUGGGCACACUAGCUUCUGCUAAUGACUGGAAGUUUUAAGUUUCAAAGUCUUGAAGAAAAAAUUAUCGUUUUGUCUUUCCUACAAAUUAUUACCUAGGAGACGGGAGGCGUUAAUUGUAUCGAUUUCAUAUUUUCUGUUUGCGAAACUUCUCGGAACUGUAGAAAUUCAAAGUGACACUGAGACGGAAAGAUUUAUUUAAGCCGGUUAUGUACGGCGCUGGUUCCACGUACAUCUGGGAUCAAGAUUUCGACAUUAAUUAAGACCGGACCAGUCCAAAAUCGAUCACGGAGGCUGGGGCUUGUUGAGACAUUGUAUCGAACGCUUUUGGGAGAAGCAGCACCAAGUUUUGUGUGAUACUAUUGAAGACUGGUUUCUUUGAAAGUCUGGGAAUACACGCCGCGCGCUCCCUCGCUGAUUGCCGGAACCACUGCUGGGAAUAAUUGUGGGAUAUAGGAUACACAAUUGUGGUAGCCAGGAUUGUUGCAAUUUAAAGAGAACUUGUGAAGAGCCUUUAAAACCUUGUUUUUCAUGAUUCGUUUUAAAUGAUGUUAUUACGGGCCUAUUCAGACUAAUUCUACCAACAGACAUGCGCAGACAAAUGUUAAAGAAUUAUCUAAAUUUUGUGUAUUGAGUUGGCAGCUAAAUUCUCUUUUUCUCGGUUGGAAUGUGUGUUGAUAUCUGUGAACCAAAGUGAACUCCCGGAAAUAAUCAAAUCACGCUGAGUUUUGAACCCGUGUUGUGAGUCCCCGCGGAUUUAUACGAUGUCCAUCAGUAACUGCGGACAAGUGAUCUGUAAUACCCCUCUCAUUGUAUUUGGGUCGAACGACGGAAGUACCUCGUCAAAAUGCUCGAAAAACACCACAUACUGUCCCCCAGGUCACUACUAUGAGGUCUGUGACCAGGACCGUGGGGCCCGCUGUGUCCAGUGUGACUCCAAAUCUUACCAGCCGGACAAUAACGGACCGCUGGAUAAGUGUAAAACAAGGACACAAUGUAAUCGGCGCCACAUGCAGUAUGCUGACGUGGGCAGUACGAUACGAGACGCCAGCUGCCGGUGUAACCCAGGAUUCCACUUCCGGAAGGGGGACAACUCUCUCUGUAUGCCCAACAGAGUGUGCCCCGUGGGGUACGGUCAGGCGGACUAUGGGAACUGUGAGGACUGUCACAAACGUAACGCGUACUCAGACAGAGCGGACACCGUACAGAGGUGCUUGCCCCUUAAAAAUUGUGAAAAAGAGAAUCGUUGUACAAAACGCCGAAGUAACGGGACCUUCAACAAUGAAUGCGAUGUACCCACUAAAGAUAUCUCCAACUGUACGGACCCUCGGUCCACGCCUGACUCCCAGAGGUCGCUGCAGUCGGCAGUAGCAGCGCCUGUUUACGCAGGCGCAGCAGUCGGUGCCAUAAUAUUCCUUGUCCUGCUCUUCUUCCUUGUGAUGUUUUUGCUAUGGAAACGCCGGCGCGCGCAGUCCAAGGAGGAUGCGCUUUCAAGGGACCAGAUAGAAAGUCUGCUGGAGAGAAUCGUGACCAGGUCCGAGGGAGAUGAACCAUACAGCAGAAAAGUUAUCGCUGCCUCUUUCCGUGAGAUCGAGGACCGGAUAGACCGCCAGAUAUGGAAGCUUCCCCAAGAACUUUUCAGGGAGCACAUGCAGCCGGCCAUGUACGAGGUCAUCGUGGAAAAAUAUAAAGAAAAGGACCACAAGUACGCCAUCAACGGGUACCUGCAGGACUGGCGGGAGUGGAAGGGAGAGAACUCCGAGGCUAUAGCCCACCUGUUUAAGUGUCUUAGGCUGGUCGAACGGGAGGACAUCGUUUACGAGAUCUGUAACAAGUUUAGAGAAGGUUAUCCCGAGGUUGUCAUGGACGCUGAAGUCAAACUGGAUAACGGAAUCGUCAAAAAAAGAAGUCAUCAAAUUACAUUCGAAGAAUAUCUCAAAGAAACGCUCUGCUGUUGUUCGUCCAAACGAAAGCGAUACACAGAGAAAGGGGAGCCCACGGAAACACAGGACUCCCUUCUGUCCCCACAGGAAGUCAAGGCCAGGGAAGCGGAAGUCUCAGACAAGGAGAGGUUAAAUGAACCGGACGAUGUCCCGCCUUUGUCUCCCUCAGAAGCCGGUGCUAUAUAUAGAGAACGACCAAGCCCUAGUGCCCCAGUUAUCGAUGACGUAGGAAACGUUCAUGUCAUAAUUCCCAUGAAUAGAGCCUAUUCAUUUCCGGUCCAGGCGAGUUCGUGAUGGCCAUCAUUUUUGGUUUUCAUACCACGUGCAAUUUAUGGCAUUAAAUGCUUAACGUGCAAUGUCCAUUGCAUUCCGAGAUGGAAAGAAUUUACAAGUGUUCAUGGGAAAGAAAUGAUAUUGUGAGACUUGUAUGGGUGUUUGUCUUUCAUUGUAAAUGAAAGCAGUCCUGUAUGCUUCGUGAAAACUUGAAGGAACUUUCAUUUCAAUAAGAUGUCGCAAAUUUGUGAUCAAUCGGACUUCACUGCGGCUUUCAAGACUUGCGAAAUGUAUUUUGGUAUUUAAUGUAGUUGCGCAUGCUUUUGAAUUAUUGUGUGGAAGAGCUUUUUCUUAUAAAAACUGACAACGAGAUAAUGUGUAUGAUGUCAUCGGUAGAUUUAUCAUGGUUGCCGACACCCUGAAAUGAGCCUAGCUUCGUGAUAGUAUAUUUAAUGAAAAAAAAGGCUCUUUUGGAUUACAAUGGUGCGUCGAUUUAAUCAUUAUCUAAAUUACUUCUCGGUACGAUACUCAAUUACAGUAGUAAUCACGAGAUUUUUGAUACGGAAUUAUGGGUAAUGAACGAUACACGCCAUUUUGUUGUCAUGGAAAUGAUUUAUCAGUGACUGAUAUGAGACCGUUUAUUCCAUGGUCCCUCAUUAAGAUGUGUUAAAACCCUGAUCAAUGCUGUGUCCUUAGUUAUCUAUUACAGCUAACACCAGUAAGGCACGGAAACACACGUCAAAUAUUAAAUAUAGCAGCGCCAUUGUUAUCUCAACCACCUGAGAUAUCAUCAGAAGUCUCUAGAAUAUUUCCAUAAAUGCAAUAUUAUGAGAUAUUUAUUGAUAACAUGUACGUUAAACACUUGAAUUUGGUGACAAUAUGUCCUAUCUUUUUAGAUUUUACUAUUCAUACAUUGAAUAUCGUGAGUUUGGCGGAUGUAAGAGCUUUUUUCAUUGGCUGUUGUAGGAUAUCAUAGCGCUGUACAGAAUGUCAGAAAAAAGCAAACUACAGUGUGUCCAAUAUCUUUUCUAACUGUAUUAAUAAUCAAAGCCAUUUUAUUGAAGUAUGUCUACUAGCAAAAUAAAAUGUAUUUUUAAUA